AUGGGCAUCAAAACCACUCCAACACCUCCCCUCUCAAACCCACACAUCUGCAUAAUCGGCUCUCUCAACAUUGACUUCGUCACCUCGACUCCCCGCUGCCCAGGUCCAGGCGAAACACUCACAGCCACCGCUCUAAAUGUAACAGCCGGAGGCAAAGGCGGAAACCAAGCCGUUGCAGCCGGGCGCGCUUCAUUCCUUACACCAACUUGCCAAGAUGUAUCCGUGAGCAUGAUUGGGGCUGUCGGCGCCGAAGACCCAUACUACAGCACACUGCUCAAGCCAUGCCUCGAGAAGUCAGGUGUGAGCACACAAUAUAUUGAAGAAUCAACGGAUUUCCAGACAGGAUCGGCAAGCAUCAUUGUUGAAGAAGCUGCUGGCGGCGAGAACCGCAUUCUUGUUGUCCCUGGUGCGAACCAUGGUGGGAUUAUGAGCGACGUGGCGCAGAUCGUGGGUGCUGUUAAGGCGCAGGAGGUUGCUCCUUCUGUUAUUGUGUUACAGGGUGAGAUUCCACGGAAGACAACACUGGGUUUAUUGGAAUACUUCAAUGGUGGUGUUGCAGAUGAUCGUGGCUGUGUUGUUUUUAAUCCAGCGCCCGUUUUCCCGGAGGGUAUCUCGCUUGAGUCAUUGCGGAACACGGCUGUUUUGAUUAUGAAUGAAACGGAGGCUGUUCAAAUGUCGAGCUGCAUUGCUGGAUUAUCAGUUGCAGAUGCUGCGAAAUUAGAGAGUUUGCAGCCUGACGAGUUGGCACCACGAUUCCACGAUGUGGCAGGCGUUCAAGUGGUGUUAAUUACGCUGGGCGCAAAUGGAGUUUAUUUCUCGACUAAGAGUGGGCGUCAGGGUGUUGUGAAUGGAGUUCGUGUUCCUAAGGUUGUGGAUACAACUGCUGCGGGAGAUACAUUUGUAGGAUACUUCUCUACAGCCUUGGCACGGUUUUUGGCUACGGGUGCUGUUCUGGAGGCGUUUGACAGCGAGAUUCAAGGCGCUGUGGAGAAGGCUAAUGCUGCUGCGGCUAAGUGUGUACAGCGCCGUGGCGCGAUGCAAAGCAUUCCCUUCUCUUACGAUAUGGAGUGA
Molecule: messenger RNA, 1071 nt
Organism: Penicillium angulare
Lineage: Eukaryota; Fungi; Ascomycota; Eurotiomycetes; Eurotiales; Aspergillaceae
Product: ribokinase
Exons: 1
Coding region: 1-1071 (356 amino acids)
Biological process (GO): D-ribose metabolic process
Molecular function (GO): ribokinase activity
Source: RefSeq, a predicted model, not a curated record